GGUGUACUUGUUCUGCUGUUGGUUUGUGAUCCACAGAACUGAAAAUUUGUGGAUUCAGCAAUAAUUAUAGUUAGCUUUAGAAAUACGACAGCCGGAGUCUAAAUGUCCAGAGCUGCUGGCAAAUGACUGUGAUAUGCUACUUAAGACUCCAUUAAGCAAAAAUCUCACCUCAGAGGAGAUUGAAGCCAAGCUAAAGGAAGUGCUCUUGGUUUUAAUGUUCACAACAAAGACAUCUUCUUAAGGUCUCACAAAGCCCACCUGACACGCAGACUCAUUCUUGGCAUUUCUGCUGACAGUGAGAUGGAGGAGAACAUAAUGGAGUGGCUCAGGGUAAGAGUGCUUGCUCACAAUAUGAACAAAUUAGGAAAUGUUCUGAUGGUGUAAUAAUCUUUCGGGGUGUUUUUUAUGAGGUUGGAAUGUCGGCUGAUUAUGUCAACAAGCUGGCCAGAAUAUUCCAGGACAUUAAAGUAUCAGAAGAUAUGAAUCAGUCAUUUAAGGAAAUGCACGAACACAACAAACUUGCAUUACCAGGUCUGAUAUGCCAGCUCUGAACCACACCUCAUUCUCUUCAGCUUGGAUGUCUGAAUGUGCAAGUUUGACUUUUUCUAUCUGUCUCGACACUACAGCCGAAUCUGUCAAUAUAAAGAUCUUAAAUGCUGGAGCAUGGUCUCGUAGUUCAGAAAAAGUGUUUGUAUCUUUACCCACUAAACUAGAAGAUCUCAUUUCUAAAGUCGAGGAGUUUUACAAGAAGAACAGCAGCUGGAAAUUACACUGGCACCAGAUGUCCAGUGGCAUAAUCACAUUUAAGAAUAAAUUCAGACAAUAUGAUUUAGAGGUCACGACAUUCCAGUUAGCUGUUCUGUUUGCCUGGAACCAAAGACCCAGGGAGAAGAUAUUUGGUUUUGAAAACCUGAAACUAGCCACAGAACUUCCAGAUGCUGAGCUCCGCUGGACUCUCUGGAUAAUGGAGUUUUUAUCUUUAUGAAAUGUAAACUAGGAGAACAUGCCCUGGACAUGAGGGCGAUUUUAAUCAUAAUAAAAUACCACAAUGUUUGACUGAAUACUGCCUAAUGUUUUUUUUCUGUUUAUAUGUAGUUCCUUGUAGCCUUUCCCAAACUAAAAUGCCAGGUGCUGUCAUAUGAACCUGUGGCGGGCUCUCCAAAAGACUUCACAGAAGGCACAUUGUUUUACAUCAACCAAGAAUUUUC
This is a messenger RNA of Misgurnus anguillicaudatus (oriental weatherfish), 1208 nucleotides long. The record is from RefSeq and is a predicted model, not a curated record. Lineage: Eukaryota; Metazoa; Chordata; Actinopteri; Cypriniformes; Cobitidae.